This is a messenger RNA of Kwoniella shivajii, 1410 nucleotides long. RefSeq lists its product as uncharacterized. Gene Ontology annotation, biological process: regulation of DNA-templated transcription. The record is from RefSeq and is a predicted model, not a curated record. NCBI's taxonomy places the organism in Eukaryota, Fungi, Basidiomycota, Tremellomycetes, Tremellales, Cryptococcaceae. Bases 1 to 1410 code for a protein of 469 amino acids. The transcript has 5 exons. Gene Ontology annotation, cellular component: nucleus.
AUGCCGCCAAAAUUAUCAGUCAUCGCGCCUCCAUCUCCUUCACCUCCUCCACCUACAGCUAAUGACGCUCAGGAUCUACUUGUCAUCCAAGAUAUCAUGGAUACGCUCGAUCAAAUUCCUCCUGAGUUAACGAGAGUAUAUAGUGAUCUCAAUGAGCUUGGCGCUGUAUUAUAUUCUACGCUUAUGAGCUUGGAAAAGAAACUAUAUAAGUUGAUCAACUGGAUCCAAGAUCCCGAGAUUGAUCCCGAAGACAGGUUCGAACUGCUUCAAGAGAUAGCAGAAGAAGCUGCCAGGUAUAAAUUAGGUGGAGACGAUAAAAUCAGAGUUGCCGGUGGUGCUUGUGAUGGUAUAAUGUCACAUCAGAAACAUAUAUCAAACCUACUCGCCGCUUCGACCUUGCUUAAUCCAUCACCACCAUCACCCUAUACUCAGACUCUUACUUUACCAUUCCAUCAACCAGUUGUGAACUCUCGUCGACUCCAAAGAGCUGCUAAUUCACCUUUCAGAAAUGCAGGAAAGGAUGCUGGACCCUCAAACGAAGGAAGAAUAGGAGAUACUCCUACCAAAAAGAAGAAGAGCAGAGUACAACAAUUGGUCACUAGAGAUGAUGAUGAGGUUUCAAGUGUUGGAGGAGGUGAAAAAGAAAAGAAGAAAGUUGCAAAGAGAAGGAAAGCUGUUGCUCGAGCCCAGUCACCCACUGAAUCAAUUGCAUCUACGUCCGCAUUCACCAACAAACCCGCUGAGCCUCGUACUGCUCGACAACUCGCCGCCGCUGCUAGCAGGGCACGUAAAGCAGAACAAGAUGAUGGAUCAGAUGAUGAAUCGCGAGAUGAAAAUCCUAAUCCCAAAAAAAGUGGGAUCGGAAUGCAACCUACACCAUCUACUGAUUCUUUGGUAGAAAGAAAAGAUAGUGGAUUGGGAUUGGAAAUGGGAAGUAGAGAAGGAAACAAUGGUGUUUCUGGUGCAAGUAGUCACCAAGCUCAAACUCAAACGCAUACACCUGCAAGUGUUAAUGUUAAACAUAAAGGAAGAAUAACCAAACGAGCACGUAACGACGAAGAUGAAGAAGAUGAUAGUGAUUUAGAUCAAGAAGAGAAACCUGCACCGAAGAGAACAACAAGUUCGACGACCAAGAAAACUAAUCAAACUACUGUGGUCGAUACGGCAGAACAUGAAAAUGUAGUCUUUGGCGAAGAAUUAGAUUCACAAGUAUACUGUACUUGUAGACAAGUCAGUUAUGGUGAAAUGAUAGGCUGUGAUGAUGACGACUGUGAAAUUGAAUGGUAUCACCUUGCAUGUCUAAACCUCGACAAGACGCCUGAAGGAAAUUGGAUCUGUCCUAAAUGUGUUGAAAGAAGGAAGAAACAGCCAAAAGCGAAGAAAUCAAAGGUGAAAAAGCUCAAAGCAUAA